GCGAUACAAACUACGGUGCACGCGAUACAAACUACGGUGCACGUGAUACAAACUACCAUUAUUACUACGGUGCACGCGAUACAAACUACGGUGCACGUGAUACAAACUACCAUUAUUGCACUGCAUUUUAUAUUGUAUCGAUACAAACUACGGUGCACGCGAUACAAACUACAUGUUACGUAGUUUGUAUCGUGUGCACCGUAGUUUGUAUCGUAGUUUGUAUCGAUACAAACUACGGUGCACGCGAUACAAACUACGGUGCACGUGAUACAAACUACCAUUAUCGCACUGCAUUUUAUAUUGCCGAUACAAACUACGGUGCACGCGAUACAAACUACGAUACAUACAAUGUACAGCACAAUACACACAGUACAGCACAGCACAAUACACACAGUACAGCACAGCACAAUACACACAAUACAGCACAGCACAAUACACACAAUACACAAUACAGCACACACAGCACAACACAAUACACACAAUACAGCACAGCACAACACAAUGCACACAAUACAGCACAGCACAAUACACACAAUACAGCACAGCACAAUGCACAGCACAACACAGUAC
Molecule: messenger RNA, 570 nt
Organism: Syngnathus acus (greater pipefish)
Lineage: Eukaryota; Metazoa; Chordata; Actinopteri; Syngnathiformes; Syngnathidae
Product: dynein heavy chain-like
Source: RefSeq, a predicted model, not a curated record